Momordica charantia (bitter melon) is the source of this 1786-nucleotide messenger RNA. RefSeq names its product lipid-A-disaccharide synthase B (gene LPXB). Gene Ontology annotation, biological process: lipid A biosynthetic process. NCBI's taxonomy places the organism in Eukaryota, Viridiplantae, Streptophyta, Magnoliopsida, Cucurbitales, Cucurbitaceae. Gene Ontology annotation, molecular function: phospholipid binding; lipid-A-disaccharide synthase activity. The record is from RefSeq and is a predicted model, not a curated record.
UCCGAUUGACCAAGUCAACCGGAUUCGUGUGUAAGGUCAUUUGCCGCUUUACAUCACCGCAAACGGUUUCGCGGGAAACAAACGCUGAUCAGCGGCGGUGUUUUUCUGUACCGUCGAUGUUAUGGAUGUACGGGAAGCUCUGCUCAGAACGAUGGCGAGUGAUGCGGAGUUUUCUCAACGAUAUGAAAAGGUACGCUUCGAACUCUAGAAUAGCUGCUAAUGCCGUCGAGAUGGCUGCAAAACACGGCGAAUUGAGGGUUUUCAUUGUCGCCGGAGAAGUCUCAGGAGACACCAUCGGUUCUCGUCUCAUGACAUCUUUGAGGACGCUGUCUCCUGUUCCUGUUCGUUUCUCCGGCGUCGGAGGCCCCAUGAUGUCCAAGAAAGGAUUGAAGUCUCUAUUCCCCAUGGAGGAUAUUGCAGUAAUGGGAAUAUGGGAGCUAUUUCCCCAUCUAAAGAAGAUUAGAGAAAAUCUUAAAAUGACAGUUGAGGCUGCUAUUAUGUUUCAACCACACGUCGUUGUAACAGUGGACUCUAAAGGGUUCUCUUUUCGUCUCCUAAAGCAGAUACGUGCUAGAUACAGACAUGAGAAAUUGGAUGGUCCGGUACAUUUCCAUUACGUAGCACCAUCAUUCUGGGCUUGGAAAGGGGGGGAAAAAAGGCUCAAAGGACUCAUUGAAUUGGUUGACCACAUUUUAUGCAUACUUCCAAAUGAAGAUGAAGUUUGCAAAUCAAAUGGAUUGGCAGCGACCUUUGUGGGGCACCCCAUUCUGGAGGAUACGUUACAAUUGAAUGUGGGAAAGGAUGCCUCAUUGCAGGAGCUGAAAAUACAGGGAAAUUGCAAAGAUUUUCUAAUUAGAAAUGGCAUUCCUGCUGAUGCGACAAUCAUCUCCUUGCUUCCCGGAAGUAGAUUACAGGAAGUCAGCAGAAUGGUUCCAAUCUAUGCAAGUACGAUGGAGUUAUUGAAAGAAUCCUUCCCAGAACUGAUAACAGUCAUCCAUGUUGCUCCAAAUCAGCAUGUUCAAGACUAUAUUAGUGGAGUCCUUCAUAAGUGGCCUGUGCCUGCCAGAUUGGUUGCAGGAGGAUCACCACAAGCAAAAUAUGAUGCAUUCAGUGCCAGUAAGGUUGCAUUAUGUACUUCUGGAACAGUCGCCAUGGAGUUGCAGCUUGCUCGGUUACCUUGUAUAGUUGCUUACAGAGCUCAUUUAUUAACAGAAUGGUUGAUUCGAUGCAAGGCGAAUGUAUCAUUCAUCUCCCUUCCCAAUAUUCUCUUGAAUUCACCUGUUAUUCCAGAGGCACUGUUUCAAGAAUGCACUCCAGGAAGACUACAAUCAAUGCUCAAGGAAUUAAUGCAUGACGAUGGCCUGCGCGAUAAACAGAUCGUUGCCGCAGAACAGGUUCUUAGACUCCUGUCUCCUUCAGAAGGAAAUAUGAAGAGUUUGGCACAGGAGGGUACGGAAUGCACAUCUCCCAUCCGCACACCCAGCAUGAUAGCAGCAUCUACCAUAUUGUACUCUGAGAGGACCCAAGAUGUCAGUUGGAAUCAGGCAUUCUUUUAGCUGUGAAGACUGGUAUCAAUUUUGUAGUGUUCUUUUCAUUGUGAACGAUAUUGUUGGAAUUGUGUUUCUUUUGAGGAAAUACUUCAAAUACAAAUAAAUCAUUAGUGGGAUGGGUUUUAGUCAUAUCAUUUGAAAAUUGUUAUGGGUUUGAAUUCAAAUUUGAAAGGUAAAAGGUGAGAAAUAUGAAAACCUGUAGAGUGGGGAUUUGAACUCACAUUUGGUUGGAGAUA